Messenger RNA from Myodes glareolus (Bank vole), 2654 nucleotides. The record is from RefSeq and is a predicted model, not a curated record. NCBI's taxonomy places the organism in Eukaryota, Metazoa, Chordata, Mammalia, Rodentia, Cricetidae.
AGGCCACACCCAAUGUCUCCUGUCCCUCCAGGCAGUUUCUGUUGUUCUGUCUAUGAGCACAGUUGCAGCCUACAGGAGGAGAUGCCAUGACCUUCACCUUCACAGCCCUGCUCUGUCUGGGACUGACUCUGGGCCUCAGAACUCCAGUGCUGGCAGGUGAGUGGGUGUCUGCAGAUGUCCUGACCUGCACCUCUCAUCAUCCCCAGGAGCCCUGCCUGGGCAGUGAGGAUGGAAACAGCACACGAGCCCUUCCUAAGCCUGUCCUGAGAGCACAGCCACACUCUGUGGUCUCCAAGCAGAAUAAGGUGACCUUCUUGUGUGAGGGAGCCACAGGAGCCAAAGAGUAUAGAUUAUAUAAAGAGACAUACCUAAAUCAAUGGCAGAGAGUGAUUUCAGAGAACCCAAAGAACAAGAACGAAUUCUCAAUCUCAGAAUUAGAUCAUAUACAUGCAGGGCGAUAUUGCUGUCAAUAUCAGACCCCUGAUGGAACGUCAGAGUACAGUGACCCCCUGGAGCUGGUGGUGACAGGAUUCUACAGUAAACCCAGGCUGUCAGCCCAGCCCAGCCCUGAGGUGACUGAAGGAGGGACUGUCACCCUCCAGUGUGACUCACAGCAGGCAUAUAACUGCUACAUUCUGACUAAGGAAGGACCUCAGCAGUCGUCCCUGACACUGGACUUACAGUGUAACACCUAUACUGGGCAAUACCAGGUCCUGUUCUUUGUGGGCCCUGUGACCUCCAGUCAAAGAUGGACAUUCAGAUGUUACAGCUUUAACGAGGACAGCCAUCAAGUGUGGUCAGAACCUAGUGACACCCUGGAGCUCCUUGUCCCAGGGACCCUCCACAAACCCACCAUCAAGGCUGAGCCAGGAUCUGUGAUCACCUCAGCGAGUCCCAUGGACAUCUGGUGUCAGGGGACAAUGGAUGCAGAAAUAUAUAUUUUACAAAAAGAAGGAACCCAAAAACACUGGGGUACACAGACCCCAGAGAAGCCAGAGAACAAGGCCAAGUUCUCUAUCCCUUCUGUGACCCACCUAGAUGCAGGGCAGUAUCACUGUUACUGUUACAGCUCGGCUGGCUGGUCAGAGCGCAGUGACACCCUGGAAUUGGUGGUAACAGGUAUCUACAACAUUAAAUCCCGCCUGACAGCCCUGCCCAGCCCUGUGGUGACCUCAGGAGGGAACAUGACUCUCCAGUGUGUAUCAUUGAGGAGAUAUAACAAGUUCAUUCUCACGAAGGAAGAUCAAAAGUUCCUCAGCUCCAUGGACUCACAGUAUAUACACAGUGCUAUGCAGUACCGAGCAUUGUUCUCUAUAGAUCAUGUAACACCAGACCUCACAGGAACAUUCAGAUGUUAUGGUUACUACAAGAAGACCCCACAGCUGUGGUCAGUACCCAGUGAACCCCUGGAAAUACACAUCUCUGGGCUGGCCAAGAAGCCCUCCCUGCUGACUCACCAAGGCCAUAUCCUGGAUCCUGGAAAGCACCUCACACUGCAGUGUUGCUCUGACAUCAACUAUGACAGAUUUGCCCUGUACAAAUUGGGGAGUGCUGAGUUCAUUCAGCAAGAUGGCCAGUGGACUCAGUCUGGUCUCUCCUUGGCCAACUUCACACUGGGCUCUGUGAGCAGCUCUACUGGAGGCCAGUACAGAUGCUAUGGUGCACACAACCUCUCCUCUGAGUGGUCAGCCUCCAGUGACCCCCUGGACAUCCUGAUCUCAGGAUGGUUUCAAGUCAUUCCUACCCUCUCAGUGAAGCCUAACUCCACAAUACACUCUGGAGACAACGUGACCCUGUUGUGUAAGACAGCACACACAGUGGACAGUUUCAUUCUGUCCAAGGAGGAAGCAGCACACCAACCCCAGAGACUAAAACCGAAGCUCCAAGUUCAGGAGUCCCAGGCAGAAUUCUCCAUGAGUGCUGUGACCUCUGACUUCUCAGGCACCUACAGGUGCUAUGUUUCUGAAGGCUCAUCUCUCUAUCUGUUGUCAUAUGCCAGUGCCCCUGUAAAGAUCACUGUCUCAGCCUCGGAGAAACAGGAUCACACAGAGGAGAAUCUCAUCAGGAUGGGUUCUGCUGUCAUGAUCCUCAUAGUCCUUGGGAUUCUGGUCUUCAAGGCUUGGGGCAGCCAGAGACAAAGCCAACGUGCUCUUCGGAUGUAACCAGAAGAGAAAGGGAACAAAUGAUUGCCAAGACUUCAACCAUUACCAGUACUUUCUAACACUUCAGAUGCUUCUGCAUGAAGCUGUGGGAGGAGGAAUGAGCAACAACAAUGUGAACUAGAAGAGAAAGGGCUGGAUGGAUCCAGCAGAGAUACCCAAUAUCUGUGAAAUUAUAGACCUCCUCCUAUACCUAAGUCAGCAAACUACAUGCUGGAAUCAUGGAAAUAAAGUGACCAUGUCAGGAGUCCCAAAAUUUGUCUCCAUGUAAUGUCCUCUCAGAGGAAUAGUUUCAGGUUCUGAGGUCUCUUCACAUCAUUAGUCAAGAAAAUGCCCCCACAGACAUGACUACAGUUUAGUCUCAUCAAAGCGCAUCCUCAGUUGAGGUUCACUGUUUCCAAUUGACUUUAGUCUUCAUCAAAAUGACAAAAACCAACCAAUGCACUCGCUCACCCCAAUGCAUAUUCUCAGAAAAAAAGAAUCCAUAUGUGAAUC